GGCAGUGCUCGGCUGCGUCUGUCUCUUGCUGCCCCCUGAGCCCGUCGGGUGGAGCAUGAAGCACCAUGGUGUGGUGCGACCGUGGGGUCCAGAUGCUGCUGACCACGGUGGGUGCCUUCGCUGCCUUCAGCCUCAUGGCUAUCGCCAUCGGCACCGACUACUGGCUCUACUCGAGCGCCAACAUCUGCAACGGGACUAACAUCACCACGGACGACACCUCGCAAAGCCAGUCCAAGAAGGUGAAAGGAGACCUCACCCACUCCGGGCUCUGGAGAAUCUGCUGUAUUGAAGGGAUAUAUAAAGGACACUGUUUUCAAAUCAACCACUUCCCUGAAGACAAUGACUAUGAUCAUGACAGCUCUGAAUACCUUCUCCGUAUUGUCCGUGCCUCCAGUGUAUUUCCGAUUCUAAGCACAAUAUUACUGCUGCUGGGAGGGCUCUGCAUUGGAGCUGGAAGGAUUUACAGCAGCAAGAACAACAUUAUCCUCAGCGCUGGGAUUCUUUUUGUGGCAGCAGGAUUAAGUAACAUAAUAGGAAUUAUCGUCUACAUAUCCAGUAAUGCAGGUGAUCCUAGUGACAAGCGAGAUGAGGACAAAAAGAACCAAUACAAUUACGGAUGGUCUUUUUAUUUUGGAGCCUUGUCUUUCAUUGUAGCAGAGACAGUUGGAGUUCUAGCUGUGAACAUUUAUAUUGAAAAAAACAAAGAACUGAGAUUCAAGACCAAGAGGGAGUUUCUUAAGACUUCUUCUUCCCCUUAUGCCAGGAUGCCAAGCUAUAGAUACCGGAGAAGGAGGUCCAGGUCAAGUUCUCGAUCUACAGAGCCUUCUCCAUCCAGGGAGGUUUCUCCAGUCGGCAUGAAAAUGGCAGGCUCUAUUCCCAUGAAUGAAAUCUCCAUGUAUACGCUCUCCAGGGAGCCCUUGAAGAUCAACACAGCCGCAAGCUACAAUAUGGAACAAGAUGCUGGUUUUCUUCAAGUUCACAAUUUCCUUCAAAAGGAAUACAAAGAAGGACUUCAUAUCAACAUGGUCAACCGGAGAACAACCCCUGUUUGAAAGGAUUGCUUGCUUUUCCUACAACAACAACAAAAUCAGACAAAGCAAAAUCCAGAUGUUUUUAUAUGUCAAAAGCGUGUAUUUUUUAAAAAGCGCUUGCAUACCUCAAGAUAAAAUCACAUGAAGAGGUUGCAGAUAGGCACUGAAAUGCUGAAACGACCUGAAGAUACAGAACUAUACAUUUCUAGCUGAUUUUAUAAGCUCUUUCAAAAUUUGUUUAAAAUUCUCAGU
Rhineura floridana is the source of this 1283-nucleotide messenger RNA. It is a transcript of the gene CACNG4, whose product is annotated as calcium voltage-gated channel auxiliary subunit gamma 4. Gene Ontology annotation, biological process: neurotransmitter receptor transport, postsynaptic endosome to lysosome; regulation of AMPA receptor activity; postsynaptic neurotransmitter receptor diffusion trapping. The record is from RefSeq and is a predicted model, not a curated record. Lineage: Eukaryota; Metazoa; Chordata; Lepidosauria; Squamata; Rhineuridae. The transcript has 4 exons. Gene Ontology annotation, molecular function: channel regulator activity; voltage-gated calcium channel activity. Gene Ontology annotation, cellular component: postsynaptic density membrane; AMPA glutamate receptor complex; voltage-gated calcium channel complex. Bases 66 to 1052 code for a protein of 328 amino acids.